Messenger RNA from Trematosphaeria pertusa, 1521 nucleotides. RefSeq names its product carboxylesterase. NCBI's taxonomy places the organism in Eukaryota, Fungi, Ascomycota, Dothideomycetes, Pleosporales, Trematosphaeriaceae. The transcript is spliced from 5 exons. The coding region runs from base 1 to 1521 and encodes 506 amino acids. The record is from RefSeq and is a predicted model, not a curated record.
AUGCAGCUUUCGUUCCUGCUUCUUGCCUGGUGCACCCAGCUCAUUAGCAGCCGACCGACCGUGGAAUCACAGGCAGGAGCCACACUUUCUUCAGGCUCGGUAAUCACCGGAGUCGUUGAUGCCAACUACUCGUCCGUCCGCCAGUUCCUGGGCAUACCUUAUGCCGAACCUCCACUCGGGGACCUGCGCUGGGAGCCACCACGCGCGAACCAAUUGCCCGCAACACUGAACGCAACUACUCUUGGAAGAUCAUGCACGCAGUUUGUUACCAAGAUACCCAAUGCGCACAACACCGUUGUUCCAGAGCAUACCAUUGCAGAUGCCAACAGUACCGGAGAAGACUGCCUGACGCUGAGUGUCUGGACGCCGGAAAACGCGACAAAUCUGCCGGUCCUCAUCUUCUUCUACGGCGGAGGCUGGUACAUGGGUGGCCAGAAUACGCCGUAUCAGAUUCCUACACAAUGGGUGCAGCGUACGAAGGACUUGAUCGUAGUCGUCCCAAACACGCGCGGGAACAUCUUUGGCUUCCCGAAUGCUCGAGGUGUAAAGGACCAGAACCUAGGACUUCUGGACCAGCGGCUUGCUGUCGAAUGGGUAAGAGACCAUAUCGGAGCGUUUGGCGGAGAUUCCAAGAAGAUUACCAUUUGGGGCCAAUCCUCGGGUGCGGAAGCCGUCGACCUGUACAGCAUCGCUUGGCACCAAGAUCCUAUAGUGAACGGCUUGAUUAUGGACUCUGGUACGGCGCUCAUUGAAGAUGGAAAGGGCCCGAGAUACUCGAACUUUUCGUAUGUGGCGGCUCAGGUGGGCUGCGGCAACGCUACCACUGCAGCAGACGAGUUGGUGUGCAUGAAAAAAGUCGACGCAGCCAAACUAGAGGCAGUUCUCCAGAAAAACUUAGAUGAAAACGGAAUGCAUCAUGGAAACGGAAGUAUGGGCAACACCCUUGGAUUUGGGGCUUCGGCAGAUGAGAGGACGUACUUCUCCAACUAUGCGGAGAGGAUUCAGCAGGGCAAGGUUGCAAAAGUGCCCGCCAUUAUCGGCAUCAAUAAGGACGACGGCAAUACCCUAGCACCAUUUUCCCUUAGUGGACCGGACCAAGCGAUUUGUGAUAUGUAUUUCCAGAUGGUGUUCUUGUGCCCAUCGUACAUGACAUCCAAGAUACGAGCAUCUGCAGGCAUCCCAACAUACCGAUUCUUCUAUUCAGGCAACUUCAGCAACAUAUCGCCACUGCCAUGGAUGGGAGCUGCCCACAGCAGUGAGCUCCCAAUGUUAUUCGGGACCCACGGCAAUUACCGAGGGGUAUCAACGCCGUACCAGAUCGCUGUGAGCGAAGCAAUGCAGGAUGCUUGGCGAGCAUUUGCGAACGACCCAGAGAGCGGACUUGUGGGACAGAAUUGGCCUGCGUACACUCCGGAUUAUGAUGUUGUGAGAGUGUUUGGGGAGACUGGAACGGUGGCGCGGAACGCGGCUGAUCUUCUGAAGGCGUCAGAGGACCAGUGCUCGAAUUCGAUGGUGUGGUAA